CUCUCUCCCGCCUUUGCCCCAGCAGGUUGUUUGCAAAGGUCAAUCCCAGCGGCUGCCGCCGCCGCCACCGGGCUCGGCUGCUCUUGGCUCAGUCCUCGAGGUACGUAGUCGGGGGAACAUCCUCCCCGCUGCUCCGGGGAAGGGCUGGCAGGGAUGCUAGGAGGUGCAUUGGAUGUCAGACGAGGAAAUAUUCCAGAAUUUUACCUUUUUUUUUUUUUUUUUAAAUAAUUCUGCUUAUGCUGUGGUUUAUUUUCCUCUCCCUGAGAUAAAGAGUCAUUAGGAUUUCUCGGCGAUGCUUUUAAACCUUGCUGUGCAUUUCUCUAUCUGUAUGAGACUUCCACUUGUGCUGGGGAUUUACUCAACACACCAAAUGCCUGGGAAGUUACAGGGCAGGCAGCUGCACAGGGACCAGUGAUCCUCCUCGUCCUCACUUAACUCCGUGUGGGAGCAGAAGGCACUGGCCAAUCCUGCCAGCCAGGCCAGCAUGUCUGUGCUCCACUUGCCCCUGUACCUCACUGCCCUGGGCUUCUGGAUAACACAGCAGUCCAGCUCCUUCCUGCUGCCCAAUGCCACCGAGGUCCUGUCCCCCGCCGGGGACAGAGCCGCGGGGCUGCUGUGGGGCACAGGGGUCCCCCGGAGCCGUCGGAAGCGAUACCUCUCCCCCCGCGACAUGAGCGUGAUUUUGGACUACCACAACCAAGCGCGGGCACAGGUGUCCCCCCCUGCCGCCAACAUGGAGUAUAUGGUGUGGGAUGAGCAGCUGGCCAGGGCAGCAGAGGCGUGGGCUGCGCGCUGCCUGUGGGACCACGGCCCCCGCCAGCUGAUGAGAUACGUGGGGCAGAACCUCUCCAUCCACUCGGGCAGGUACCGCUCCGUCGUGGACAUGGUGAAAUCGUGGCACCAGGAAAAGCAGCACUACUCCUUCCCCCACCCCCACGAGUGCAACCCCCGCUGCCCCUCCAAAUGCAGCGGCUCUGUCUGCAGCCACUACACGCAGAUGGUGUGGGCAACAUCCAGCCGCCUGGGCUGUGCCCUCGGCUCCUGCACCAACGUGCGGGUGUGGGGCAGCACCUGGCGACACGCAGUCAUCCUCGUCUGCAACUACGCCAUCAAGGGCAACUGGCUGGGAGAAGCACCGUACAAGGUGGGGCGGCCCUGCUCAGCCUGCCCCCCCACCUACGGCGGCAGCUGCUCCAACAACAUGUGCUUCACCGGCCUCAAAUCCAACCAAGUCAGCUGGUUCUAGGGCUGCAGUGCCACAAAGAAGCCUCCAGGGAUGGGGACAGGGUGAACCGGAAUUAUUUAUAACACUGUGUCUCUCCGCAGCUGCUUUGGCCGCCCCUCGGCCCCCUCCCUGCCCCAUGUUCGGUGUCCUCAGCAGCCCGGCUCUCUGACCUGCUUCAUCCCUAGAGCCAUAUAGGAAACGGCUUUUUUAACACAUUUCCUCCGGCAGCAUUUGUGUUGUGCGGCUGCUUCCCAUUUGGGGGAAAACAGGGAUGGUUCAGGUCCCUAUUUCCUGAAACAGGGAUGGUCUGGGGGCGUGUGGAGGGAGCAGGGCUGCCUGGCAUAGUCCCCACUCUGCAGAUUCGGGGGGCUUUCCCCACUGCCCCCCACCUGUGCUAAGGUAGUGGCUGGUGUAAGUGAAUACAAACACCUUCCCCUCGUAGCAAGCAGCUGGAGAAGUGGUAGCCCCGAGUGUGCCCCCACUCCACAGCAGCCCCUCCAGCCUCAGGGCCCUGGGUCCGAGCCCCCCAA
Columba livia (rock pigeon) is the source of this 1755-nucleotide messenger RNA. It is a transcript of the gene R3HDML, whose product is annotated as R3H domain containing like. The record is from RefSeq and is a predicted model, not a curated record. NCBI's taxonomy places the organism in Eukaryota, Metazoa, Chordata, Aves, Columbiformes, Columbidae. The coding region runs from base 485 to 1246 and encodes 253 amino acids. The transcript is spliced from 6 exons.